AAAGGAGUGUUUGGACCUCCAAUAGGAAAGCACUUCAUCUUGUUCAUUGAUGACCUGAACAUGCCCAUGUUGGAGACCUAUGGCGCUCAGCCUCCGAUUGAGCUGCUGAGGCAGUGGAUGGACCAUGGAGGCUGGUACGACAGGAAACAGAUAGGGACAUUCAGGCAAAUAGUGGACAUCAAUUUUGCCUGUGCCAUGGGACCCCCAGGUGGAGGCCGAAACCCCAUCACCCAGCGCUUCACACGCCACUUCAACUUCUUGUCCUUCACUGAAAUGGACGAUGCCAGCAAGAAAACUAUUUUCUCCACCAUUCUGGGCGGUUGGAUGAAUGGAUGUAUGAGUAAGAGAGAACCAGGCAGACCUGUGCCAGCCAUCCAGCCUCUGAAUGAGCAUCUCGUAGACGCUACAAUCCGAGUCUACUCCACCAUCACCUCCCAGCUCCUCCCGACUCCAGCCAAGUCCCAUUACACCUUCAACCUCAGAGACCUGUCCAAAGUCUUCCAGGGCAUCCUCAUGGCUGAGGCUGGGAUGAUAGAGGUAGUCAGAUGA
Messenger RNA from Notothenia coriiceps (black rockcod), 549 nucleotides. RefSeq names its product dynein heavy chain 1, axonemal-like. The record is from RefSeq and is a predicted model, not a curated record. Gene Ontology annotation, cellular component: dynein complex. Gene Ontology annotation, biological process: microtubule-based movement. The transcript is spliced from 4 exons. Gene Ontology annotation, molecular function: dynein light intermediate chain binding; dynein intermediate chain binding. Bases 61 to 549 code for a protein of 162 amino acids. NCBI's taxonomy places the organism in Eukaryota, Metazoa, Chordata, Actinopteri, Perciformes, Nototheniidae.